Molecule: messenger RNA, 1584 nt
Organism: Coprinopsis cinerea okayama7#130
Lineage: Eukaryota; Fungi; Basidiomycota; Agaricomycetes; Agaricales; Psathyrellaceae
Source: the annotation of a RefSeq genome assembly
AUGAAUUGGAUAAAUUCUACGAAUGCUAAAGAAAUUGGUACUUUAUAUUUAAUAUUUUCAGUAUUUUCAGGUAUGAUAGGGACUGCUUUUUCAGUUUUAAUUAGAUUAGAAUUAUCAAGUCCAGGAGUACAAUUUUUACAAGGGGAUCAUCAAUUAUUUAAUGUAAUUGUUUCAGCUCAUGCUUUUGUAAUGAUUUUCUUUAUGGUAAUGCCAGGUUUAGUAGGUGGAUUUGGAAAUUAUUUUUUACCAAUACACUGUGGAAGUCCAGAUAUGGCUUUUCCAAGAUUAAAUAAUAUUUCAUUUUGGUUAUUGCCACCUUCUUUAAUCUUAUUAUUAUUAAGUUCAUUAGUUGAAAAUGGUGCAGGUACAGGAUGGACAGUAUAUCCACCAUUAGCUGGAAUACAAUCACAUUCAGGAGGAGCUGUAGAUUUAGCUAUUUUUAGUUUACAUUUAGCUGGAGUAUCUUCAUUAUUAGGAGCUAUAAAUUUCAUAAGUACAACAUUAAAUAUGAGAACAAAUGGAAUGUCAUUACAUAAAUUACCUUUAUUUGUAUGGGCUAUAUUUAUUACAGCUAUAUUAUUAUUAUUAUCAUUACCUGUAUUAGCUGGAGCUAUUACUAUGUUAUUAACUGAUAGAAACUUUAAUACUAGUUUCUAUGAUCCAGCUGGAGGAGGAGAUCCAAUAUUAUAUCAACAUUUAUUCUGGUUCUUUGGUCAUCCUGAGGUAUAUAUUUUAAUUAUACCUGGAUUUGGAAUAGUAAGUCAUAUAGUAUCAACAUUUUCAGGUAAACCAGUAUUUGGUUAUAUUGGUAUGGUAUAUGCUAUGUUCUCUAUUGGUAUUUUAGGUUUCUUAGUUUGGUCUCAUCAUAUGUUUGCAGUGGGAUUAGAUGUAGAUACUAGAGCUUAUUUUACUGCAGCUACAAUGGUAAUUGCUGUACCUACAGGUAUUAAAAUCUUUUCUUGGUUAGCUACAUUAUAUGGAGGUAGUUUAAGAUUUAGUACUCCUUUAUUAUUUGUAUUAGGAUUCUUAGCUUUAUUCACAGUAGGUGGAUUAACUGGAGUAGUAUUAUCUAAUGCAUCAUUAGAUGUUGCUUUCCAUGAUACUUACUAUGUAGUUGCUCACUUCCAUUAUGUGUUAUCUAUGGGUGCUGUAUUUGCAUUAUUUGCAGGAUUUUAUUAUUGGACACCAAAAAUAGUAGGAAGAACAUUUAAUGAUUUACUAGGUAAAAUCCAUUUCUGGACUUUAUUUAUUGGAGUUAAUUUAACUUUCUUCCCUCAACACUUCUUAGGAUUAGCUGGAAUGCCUAGAAGAAUACCAGAUUAUCCUGAUGCAUUUAGUGGAUGGAAUGCUAUAUCUAGUUUCGGUUCAUUAAUAUCAGUAGUAGCUACUGUAUUAUUCGGAUAUAUUAUUUAUGAUAUAUUCGCUAACCAACCAAAUUCUUCAAAUAAUCCUUGGGCUGUAGUUCCUUACUUUACAAGCUUAAAUGAAUUUAAAAAUAAUGAAAAAGGUGUAAAUACAAUUGAAUGGACAUUAGCUAGCCCUAUCCCAUUCCAUGCAUUUAAAAUGUUACCUAUACAAUCUUAA